UACCCAUUACACCUCUGACACAUCUUCCAAAGGUAACCGCUGCAAGUGGUCGACGUGGGCUAGCUUUUGAAACUUCUGAAGAGGGGUCAAUAUCAUAUCAUAAUUGUUUUAAGAACUUGUUUUCUGCGUCGAAUAUGGCUUCGCUGGCAGCCCAGCUGAGGGGUUCGUGCCAGUGCGGUCGGAACCAAUAUGCCAUUCAAGUCCCCAGCGCCUCGUCUAGCCUAGCACAGGUGAUAUUCGAUUCCGAUGUAAAUCACCGCAUUUCUUCAGCGUCGCCUCUAUCUGCCUUUCUUCGUGUUCCCUUGCCUUGGUAUCAUAGCGAAGUCUUCCCCUUCUUCCCCGACGAGUCACGAUCGACUAUCCGCCGUCAGUAUGCUCACCCGGCCGAACGCCAUGCCCAGAGAAGCUUCUGCGGGUAUUGUGGCACGCCACUGUCUUAUUGGUCUGAAGAGCCGCGAGGCGAGUCUGAGUACAUACAAUUGACCCUUGGGAGUCUUCUUACCGAAGACCUACACAAUCUACAAGAACUGGGCCUACUUCCCGAUGAUACCGAUUCAGACGAGAUGGACAUUGCACCCUCGCCCGUGCCAUCUCCCGGAAGGGAACUGAUCGGCCGUGACAUUACAACCGUUCCAUGGUUCGACAGUCUCAUCUCGGGCAGCCGCCUAGGGAACAUAAAGACUAUGAAGGGGGUUCGACACACCUCAGACGGAACCGGCCGAGUAGAAUUCGAGGUUACUGAGUGGACAGCCGAUGAUGACAAUGAGAAUGAAGAGAGAGAAGCCCCCACACCGGAAUUCUUCACGUCAGGCUCGGGUAAGAGGAAGAGGCUAGAAACCGAUGGUGACAACAAUAUGUCCACUCCGUCUGCUGCCUAACCCUGCCGCACUAUCACCUAAGCAGCAUACCAUGUUCAACUGCGAUCGCACUGCGUGGCAAGCGUCGAACGGCAUUAUAGCGAUGCGAUACCAACUUCCCUUUUAACGAUGUUGGACUAGCAGUGUCGCUUAUAGCCGGUCUGUUCGCUGUGAUGAUCUUGCAACUUGGCUGUCAGACAUGACAUCAUCUUGGCAAUUAUAGCUC
Molecule: messenger RNA, 1083 nt
Organism: Xylaria bambusicola
Lineage: Eukaryota; Fungi; Ascomycota; Sordariomycetes; Xylariales; Xylariaceae
Exons: 2
Coding region: 135-878 (247 amino acids)
Source: RefSeq, a predicted model, not a curated record